Molecule: messenger RNA, 1024 nt
Organism: Engraulis encrasicolus (European anchovy)
Lineage: Eukaryota; Metazoa; Chordata; Actinopteri; Clupeiformes; Engraulidae
Product: putative nuclease HARBI1
Exons: 4
Coding region: 53-1024 (323 amino acids)
Source: RefSeq, a predicted model, not a curated record
GUUGGCACAACAGCGUCGGAGGGAGUACCGAAACCUUUAUGUAGAAAGGGCAAUGGUGGACCCCGGCGAUGUAUUGCGAUUUGAUGACCGCGUAUUAAUUAGCAGAUAUCGUUUGCCCCGGCAUGUAAUAAUACAAUUAGCCGAGCACCUCCGCCCAAAGUUGGAGAGACCUACGCGGCGACACGGAGCCUUACCGGUAAUUUUGCAACUAACCAAUGCUCUGCGGUUUUUUGCCAAAGGCGACUUCCAAAGUGAGGUCGCUGACCUGGCGAAAGUUUCUCAGCCUGCCGUAUCAAAAAACCUGGAGGAGGUGGCAACAGCAAUUGGCGGACUGGCCGUGCACUACAUACGUUUCCCUACUGGGCAGGAGGUGAAUGUUAUAAAAGAGGCCUUUUACCGGCAGUCUAAUAUGCCGGGCGUUUUGGGUUUGGUGGAUGGAUCAUUGUUUCCGAUAAAAGCCCCCGCUGUCGACGAGGGGGCGUAUGUGUGUAGAAAACCUUACCAUGCCAUCAAUGUGCAGGCUGUAGGGGAUCACAAUAUGAUGAUAAGGCAUCUAGUAGCAAGGUGGCCUGGUUCUGCUCACGACGCAUUUGUCUUCAAUACAAGCGACCUGAACACUUAUCUGGGGGAGAGGAAUGUAAGUGGGUGGCUGCUUGGGGACUCUGGUUAUCCACUGAAGGCCUAUCUCAUGACCCCUGUGGUGGAUGAGCAGACUGACGCAGACAUGCGAUACAAUCGGGCCCAUAAAAAAUGUAGGGCGAGAAUAGAGCGGCUGUUUGGUGUUUGGAAAAGCAGAUGGAGGUGUCAUGAUGUGAGUGGAGGCUACCUACAAUACACGCCUGAGAAGGUGGUCCUAUUCAUUAAGGCCACAGCUGUACUGCACAACAUCUGUAGGCUGGCAAACGUACCAGAUCCUGAAGUAGACAUUAUUCAACAAGAGCACCCAGAAGAGGUGGAGGAGGCUCAUGCCAAUGGGCUGACUGUAAGGGCUCAGCUCAUAAGAGACUUUUUUACAAGGCCAUAA